CGUACAAGUUGAUCGUCGACACCACUUAUUGUGCCUUGUAAACUUGGAGAAUUCACGGUAUGACUUCACUGUCUGACUAUACAAGUGCUCGCUCAUUGAAUGGCGACUGGAGACAUUUAUCAAGCAAGUGCUGAUCGACAUGUGACUGCCACCGUUGCCAACUAAAAUCCCAGAAGUGCCUUACCGGGUCAGCAAGUUAUGGUGAAGCUCAAAUGAGCGAAAUACAGAGACCCAAAGUGCAUUCUUGUAAGUAGCAAUAGAAAUGUUUGUUGCAACCUGCUACUCUGCUCCCGACCCCGCGACUGAAGGCGCUCAAGACUUGCCGGCUCAGCCAUGCAUGUCCGAGGACAGUCCGUGUGCCGUGGGAAGGGAACGAGAGAUUGAGAGAGACCCUUUAUUGGAGGGAGUGAACGUAGAGACCAUCAUCGGCAGUGCGCCUCAGUGGCCAGCGGAGUGGCCAUCCAAUGAACCCGGUCUACCAGUGACCCUGCAGAAACCUCCCAGUGACUCCAUAGUGACACCUGAAAGAAUGCCGAGUCACUCCGAGGCGAGCCCGUCUUCGGUCUCCGCCGUAGUUCCGGCCAAUGGUGCGACCAGAUUGACCUUUCUGAAGUGCGUCGACAGUUCCGGCAGGGUGCUACUUCUCCCGACGGCUAGUCCGUCCAACGGCACCAGAUUUCUUGCUACCAGCAUGGCGUCAUGGGCGACGAAGAACGACGCGAACACGUCAACUUCCUGCACGGUCUCCACCGGUCGGCAACUGUCACCUGCACCAGCCUCCUCCGUGGCAACAACUACUGUGCAUCCUGCCGUAACUCAGGCGGUGGUACCUACAACGGGUCUCACGGUGGCACAUGCAGCGAUGCCUAUGGCUGCGGUCGGCUCAGCUCCAGUUGGCUCGGCUCCAGUCGGUCACCGUCGGCUCACCGUCGGCUCAAAAACCUACGCUGCUGUUGUCCUCCGCACUUCGAAUGGCUCGGAUGACCGGAUACUGCUCAUUCCUUCGAGCUCUCCGAAGCCAAAGGGGCCGGUGGUGGCGUCUGGUUCCAGCUUGACCUCAGACGGUAGCCUGCAAAAUGUGUCGGAGGGGACACCAGGAAAGUCACCGCUGGCGACACCACAGUCCGUAGUCAGCGAUGAGGGGCAACGCAAGCACCUCUGGGAUCCGCCGGACUUUAUGCUGGAAACAAAGGCGCUACAAGAGAGGCUGAGCUCGAUAUGGUUAAGAGACUUCCAAGAGCUGGACCAGGCGAUUGUUGCAGUCGCAUCACUCUUCCCCCUCGUCUGCAGCCACCGAGUCCGGAGAUUGGCAUGUUUUCCAUUUGCUGCCGUGGACAGCGACACCUACCUGAAGUGGCCGACGCCCAAGCAGAGGGCCUCCGAGUGGCUGCGGGCGUCUGAUGUGAGGAGGGUUCUGAGGAAAAAGAUGGGCGAGCAGCGGCCGGUGAGCUGGGCUUGGUCCAAGGAAAUGAUAACGAGGAAGAAGAUCAUGCUGCUCUGUCGUAGUCGGGGGCUCGUGCCAUCGGCUUCCGCUGCUGACCACCUGCAAGCAAAAGGAGAUGUGAUUUCGGCACGGCCUAUUCCAACGGGCAAGCAGCCGCUAGAGCACCAGCAGUCCUCGACGACCUUUCCCAACAAGAACAAACUUACUCCAGACGCUUCAAGCGGCCCCUCGGGUGACCCCGACGUUUCCUCCGAAUCCUCAAGAUCCAGGCAACGCCCUUCCACCGCGGAACUCCACGAGUGUGAGUACUGCUUAGCCGUGUUUCCAAAACGCAACAGCCUGGAGCGCCACGUGGCCAUCCACACCGGCGACACGCCCUACGAGUGCCGCUUUUGCCCCAUGUCCUUCGCAAACAAGGACGACCUCACGAAGCACGCCCCGUCACACGCGGGCGAACAUUCGUUCAAUUGUAGCGUCUGCGCGAAGAGCUUCCACACGAGGGCACAGCUGGUCACCCACAGGCUCUCCCACACCCCCAAAGGGCCACACGGAUGUCCAAAGUGCUCCGCUUCGUUCUACCUCAAGUCAUCCUUUGACGCUCACCUGAAGUACCACGUGCCCCACCAGUGCAGCCUUUGCUCCGCGUCGUUUUCUGGCGAGGACGAACUGGCGAGGCACGCCCGGUCACACGUGGGUGAGCCUUUGUUCAAGCGCGGUGCCUACGCGGCAGGGUUUCACACGGGGGCGCUGCGCAGCGUCCCUAAGAUCGCCCACACCUUCAAAACGAUGCACAAGUGUCCGCGGUGUCCGCGCACCUUCUCCCUCAGGUCAUCUCUGGACGCGCACUUGGAGUGCCACUCGCUCCACAAGUGCCGUUUCUGUCCAGUGUUCUUUGCCGAUGAGGCCAGCCUGGCGAGGCACGUGUGCAGCCGGAAGAGACACGUCCUCUGGCGGUCGCACGUCAAGAAACAUCCGUUUGUGUGUAACACCUGCGCGGCGCGCUUCCGUACGAUGACGGAGCUGGUCGUCCACGGGCUGACCCACGCUUCCAAAAAGCGGCACAGGUGUCCGCAGUGCACCUCCUCCUUCUACCUCAGGUCGUCUCUAGACACACACCUGAGAUGCCACACGUUCGAGAGGUCGUUUGCCACCUUGUAGUGAACUCGCGUGGCUCGGGCAUCGUCGCCGGGGCGUCGCUUGGGCACAUUCGCCGGCUAAUCGGUGUCACGUGGCUGGGGCGCCUUUGCCGGCUGAUUGGUGCUGCGUGGAUCAGGCACCUUCACCGGCCAAUCGGUGCCGUGCGACUCGGGCGUCUUCGCCGGUCCAUCGGUGCCGUGUGGCUCGGGUACAUUCACCGGCAGAUCGUUGUCGCGUGGCUCAGGCACCUUCGCCGGCCAAUCGGUGUCACGUGGCUCAGACAUCUUCGCCGGCCGAUUGGUGUCACGUGGCUCAUGCACCUUCGCCAGCUGAUCGGUGUCGCGUAGCUCAGGCAUCUUCGCCGGCCGAUUUUGUGCCGCGUGGCUCAUGCACCUUCGCCAGCUGAUCGGUGUCACGUGGCUCAGGCAUCUUCGCUGGCCGAUUGGUGCCGCGUGGCUCAUGCACCUUCGCCAGCUGAUCGGUGUCAUGUGGCUCAGGCACCUUCGCCAGCCGAUUGGUGUCGCGUGGCUCAGGCACCUUCGCCGGCCAAUCGGUGUCACGUGACUGGCAUUUUUGCCGGCCAAUCGGUGCCGUGUGGCCCAAGCACCUUUGCCAGCCGAUCGGUGUCGCGUGGCUCAGGGACCUUUACUGGCCGAUCGGUGUCACGUGGCUCAGGCACCUUUGCCGGUUGAUGGGUGUCGCAUUUCUCUGUGAUCGGCAGGCUCGCAACGGCAUCCGAGAGUCUGCAUAAUUCCGCCGAGGAAGGCCGCCGCCUGUGCGAGGUGGCCCGUUUGCCCCAGGAGGAGAAUUUGGGGGGUGUGCGCACAACCCUCGCAUGUGCCUACAGUCUCCAUGCUCCCUCAUUGACAUCUGGCAUCUGAAGUUGCACACUAAGAUGCACCAGUGAAAAUGUAUGUUAAGAUGCUUCUGUGAGGAUGCAUAUUAAUAUGCACCUGUGAGUAUGCACAUUAAGGUGUAUCUUUCAGAAUGUACCUCUGAGGACCUGUUAAAAUGAUCAAAGCAGAUGCACCUGUGCAGUCUGAAGGACCUUAAUGCAGACGUAUGCUGAAGUGAUUUUGCGCGGAUGCACAUUAAAAAGAAACAUCAUGCAGUAAAAUAGAUAGGUGGCUUAGUUGGUACAUGUUUAACUUGUAAAGUGCCUAAAAAACGAGGGCACAAGGAUAAAGAGACAGGACCAGUUGGCUUAGUUGGUACAUGUUUAACUUGUAAAGUGCCUAAAAAACGAGGGCACAAGGAUGAAGAGACAGGACCAGUCAGGAGCUUGAAUCUGUGUACAAAUAGUAAUUGUUCAAUAAACAUUCAGUUGUAAGUUAGCACUUGGUUUUGUCUCUUCUUCCUCGUA
Molecule: messenger RNA, 3944 nt
Organism: Ixodes scapularis (black-legged tick)
Lineage: Eukaryota; Metazoa; Arthropoda; Arachnida; Ixodida; Ixodidae
Product: zinc finger protein 443
Exons: 6
Coding region: 263-2602 (779 amino acids)
Source: RefSeq, a predicted model, not a curated record